AUUGGUUCGCCAAUGUGUAAACAGCGGCUCUUAUCUUGGCCAAGGGGUUUCACAAAGGGUUGGUGGAACCGUUGGCCAUAUGUGUACAGCGGCCAUCACAUUAUCAAUCCGUCAGCAAGGCAAUAAAAUCGUGUAAACGCCGUGCUAGAUGUUGACAGCAAGUACUGCCAACAUACAGCUGUCAAACAUCAAACAUCUCAAACUGGGGUUUGAAAUGAAAUCGUUAUACUUAAAACGGAUUACAAACAAAUAUUUAUGUGGAUACUGAUAAGGAAAUAAUACGGAAUACUUAAAAACACAGUGAUAAAUAUGUCUACCAGAUCUGGCAAGAGGCUUCACCAUGCCUCCAAUGAGAAUAUUGAACCUGAAAUUACAUUAAAAGGUGACAGGAAGACGCGAAGCAAACGUGUUGUAGAUACUAGUGAAAGUCUAGCACUAAAAUCUACUAAAAAACGCCAGAACUAUGUAAGUUUCCCCUCCGAGGAGGAUACUAUCGACGUGAAGGCCUUGGAAGACGAGGUUCAAGUCAAACCAAUUCGCACCCUGCGGCGGCAAACGCUUAAGGAGCAAAAUGCAGCUACGGAGGCAGUGGACACUGCAAUUACUACUAAGAAGCAGGUCAGAUCAACACGACGCACUAAAAAGUUCUCCGAAACUGCCGCAGAAGAUUUUCCGGAGGUUCCUGUGAACGAGGAACCCGUUGAAGUAGCUUCUGUCACUAAUACUAAGACUAAAGGCAAGAAAAACAAAAAGAAAUCCAAGAAAGAACAACCUGAAGUAAAUGAUAAAGAAAAUGAAGCUAAAGCAGGGAAAAAGAAAAAGAAUAAAAAGAAAAAGAGUUCACAAUCCAACUCAUUAGUUGAGCAGGACAAUACAAGUGGUGGUAAAAAGAAGAAUGACAGUAAUGUGUCCACUGACUCCUUCCACAGUGCUGCUGGCAGCCCCCUACACAAGCAUGUCACUCCCCUGCUUAACAACAGUGAUAUUAAACAGCCAGGAGACACUGAGACACUCCCAGGACAGAAGGCAAAUUCUAACAAGAGGAACUCCAGUCUUAAGAGGGUUUCCGAACAUAAUACUUCAACUAACACAAUUGGUGUGGAUGAAGUAGAUGCAACGGUAUCUGAAACUUUGAAUAUCAGGGCGAGCAAGCGCAGAAGGUCUAGUUUGAAAGUAGUGCCUGACAAAGAUAAAUUGCUAGAUACUGAAAAGGUGGAUUUAAAUGCCACAUUUGAAAAGGAACCCGCUAAGGAGGGUUCUAGUAAAAAGAAAAGAAAAUCAAAUGUGACGGAAGAAAAUAAUCACCCUGUGGUUAUUAUCACACCAAGUAAUUUAGAUGUUCCUAAGACAUCUGAAAUAUUACUUAAUACUACCUUUGAAAAAGAUGACAUGGAAACAGAUGUGAAAGGUAAUGAGAAUAACAAAUCUGACAUAAAAGAACUGCCUGAUGAUGACCAAACAAAUAAAGUCUUAAAUGUAAGUUUUGAGCUUAGGAGAUCUCCCCGAAAAUCUGUAAAUGAUUCAGAAAAAGUUACACUUUUAAAUGGCACAUUUGAAUUAUCUCCUAAACCUGAGUUGACUAAACUAAAAUCUCUUGACUCCACAUAUGACAAAGAAAGCAAACUUGACUCAACAUUUGAUAAAACUAGUCGGAAACCAAGCUUGGGUUCCAAAUCAUCUCUCAUCACCUCCGAUGAUGCCACUAACUCCUCAAUAGUCACCCUCGACAAAUCUGAUGACAAUUCAAAAAUCAACAUCACUGAUGAUGACUCCAAAACUGAAAACAUUCUGAACACUACACCUGUCUUGAUAGAGAGCUCAAUGGAGGAAUCAAGAGUAAGUGUUCUAGAAAGUUCACUAAAAGAAAACAAAACUCCAGAAACCAAACCAAAAUCUACAACACCACUGAAACGAGAAGGCACUUUUACCAAAGACAGUCCAAGCAUGUCUCCAAAGACGCCAAACAAGAGACAGACUUUGCCUGCAGCAGGCUGCACGCCUUACCAUUCCGACAGGAAGGGAUCACAGAGAAAGAGAACCUUAAACCAGACACAUUCCAUUGAGAAGCCGAGUCGCCGGUCGUCCCUCGCGGAGGUGCCCUCUAGGACUACGCGCGUAAUGUUCUGCAGCCCUGUGAACAACCCGGGUGUGGCCACGCAGAGGAAGAGCAAGAUCAUCAAGUCUAACCUGAAGGGUUCCAAUAAGAGCUUUGUUUUUGAAGAAAGUGACUCCAUAGUGUGGUCAGUGGCGCCCCGGGCGGGCCGCAAGCGCUCGCUGACGCACGCGGGCGCGGGCGCGGGCGCGGGCGCGGGCGCGGGCGCGGGCGCGGGCGCGGGCGCGGGCGCGGAGCCGGCCAGCGCCAAGCGCACGCGCCUCGACUCCCAGCGCGCUCUGCCCGCGGCCCGGGCACGCACCACUAGCGCAAUGGCAAAACUAUCAAACGCAGCAACGCCAUCAAAGGCCGCCACACCGAAAUCAGAAGUAAAGGCCACGAAGUUGCCCAACUUCGCCGCCCUGCACGCGCGGCGCUUCGAGCGCAUGGAGUCGCUCGACGAGUGCCAGCAGAGGAAGGCCAAGCGGGCGAAGCAGCUGCUCGUGCCUACUGGAAGUGUGGCUGUACUUGAGAGAAGUAGCCCUAGAGUGACCCUGGAGCCCGCCACCCCCGCGCCCGCCGCCAGCAAGCCGUCCACGCUGCCGACGCUGGACACCCUCCAGCGCGGGUACACCAGGUUUGGCUUCAAGAUGAACAUAGAUCUCAACCCCUUCAGUGUCUCGAAACCUGACAAACCGAAAGAAAAACCUAACGGCGUCAAACCUAACGGUCUCAAAGACCUCAAACUCGUCAAGCCGGUCUUCAAACGCGAGGUCACCCAGCCGUCCCUGGCGGGCACGACGUCGCUCCGCCGGGCCGUGGCCAAGCAGACCAUAAUGCGGGAGAAGUCCUUCAAUCUGGCCGAGAAACGCAGCGCCACGAGGAAGGAGGUGCGCACCGUCAUCAAGGGCGUGCGCACCAACCGCCGCUUCGAGCUGCAGAUGCAGUCCCGGAACCUGAACGGGUGAUACACCGACGUGGCUUUUCGUUUACUUAUGUGUAGAGUGACAUCGCUAAAUCGAUGUAGGAUGUGAACACCGAUGUAGGAUUCUUGUAUGCUAUAAUAUUUUCUCUAUCUCACACGGUUUGCCAUAACGCCCAUAACUAAAAAUAGUUCUGUUGAAUCUCAUUGAAUAUUUCUACCUUACAUUUUAUGUUAUGUAUCUACUUUACUGAAACAGGAUUUAAUAAUAUUUAAGCGUCACUUUUUUACAGUAAAAAAAGAUAAGUAGGUAAAUCUGAUUUAGUACAAAACGAAUUGAAAAUGAGGUCAUUUUGACCAAAAUGUUUAUUCUAUACAGUUGCAAUAAUUGCAAAUGAUGGAUAGCAAAAACCGAAUGUUAUGUUAGUGCAACAUCACGUAAAUUUAUUUUAAAUAUUACUGUAGAAAUAAUAUAAUAUCAUUAUAAAUCGUAAUUUUUAGAAAGUCAAUUUCUCCAACGACCAUUAGGCUGGUUUUAGUGUCACGCGGACCGUCCGCGCGGAGCGAUCCGCACCGGACUAAUAUGUAUGAAGUUCAGGGAGCGUUUUAAAGUGGCGCGGACGACAACAUCAACAGUUGCGCCGAUCGCUCCGCGCGGACCGUCCGCGUGACACUACAACCAGCCUUAUUGUAUUCCAAGUUAUGCCCAAGUUGGCACUAUAACUGAUAAUUUUAUAAGUAACAAAGCGUACAUAGAUUCAAGUAGCCAUUGAAAGCUCGCAGAGUUCAAAGCGACAGGUCUCUGAUAAGAUAACAGCUUUUGUUUGAAACCAUAACACAGUACAAAUAUUAGAUCUAGUUUCAUUGAAGAGUUAGCUGCGUCAGAUACAAAUCGUAAGGCUUUUGUACACGGUUCAAAAUUGAGUGUGACAACAACACAAUGAAUAUUGUUGUCGCCGAAAAUACGUAUAGCAAUUGUUAUAAUCCAUUAGAAAUGGUGUAAGGUGUAACCAGGAUUCAAUAACAUUAAUGGUUUCGUUACAUAGGUACUGCGGCAAAAGAGCUUCCUAGGAAAACCGAACAACGAAUUGACUUGAAAAUAUAGUCUUGAAAUAUUAUCUAUGAUUUAGUCGAUUUUACUCAAAAACCUUUCAUAGUGUUAAUGUUAGUUUUACUCACUUUUAUAAUAUUUUGUACUAAAGUUUGUUUAACGUAGUGUAAAUAUUGUAGUAAUCGUAACAGUAUUAAUGCAAAACUAACAAAUAUCAUGUUGAGGCCGAGUGCCAAUGUUUUUCUUUUUGAAAAAUUAUGUUAUGUACCUAAGAUUUAGAAGUAAGUUUGUAUUUGUACGCCUUUGGACAUGAAAUACAAUGGUUUGGUAAA
Molecule: messenger RNA, 4397 nt
Organism: Leguminivora glycinivorella
Lineage: Eukaryota; Metazoa; Arthropoda; Insecta; Lepidoptera; Tortricidae
Gene: Mink
Exons: 5
Coding region: 310-3060 (916 amino acids)
Source: RefSeq, a predicted model, not a curated record